GCUGUUUCUGCAACUCUAUUUCUCAGUAUUACUGAGGAAAUGACAGGAAGUACAAUAGGAAGUGAAGGGUUGCGUGCCUGUGUCGCCUGCCUCUACAUGAAUUUUGAGCAAUAUCUUUGAGGCUUCUGAAACUCUACUAAAGGCUACUCUGAUGGGCAGGGACUGCGUGUGAAUGCCUGUGUUUGUUUAAAAACUGUAGAAGGAAGCAGGUACCACAAGAUACAAGUCAUGCCUCUGUUGUCGUGAAUAAGCGUGUCUGUCUGUGUGGGUGAGUGAUCUUAUGGCGCAUCAUGACAAGAGCAGCACUCAUAAAACUUUUCAUCCUCGUGAUCCUCGCCUUUAUCAUCUGCCUCCCAGAAUUCUUCACAUUGUACAGAGUAUCAAAAGUCAGCUUCCUCUGUCUGCCUUACCAACCCUGUGAGCGAGGUAACCAGGUGAAGAGGGGGGAGCACAAGAAAACCGAGGAUGCUGGAAGUAUUAUAUGUGAUCCUUCUCAGUGGGUCCAGGCCUGCACACAAGGGGAACAAAGCAACAUGACAGAUACUGCAUCAGACUCCAGGAGAGGCGGUGAAGAUCCAGAAAAGAGCUGGUUCAUGUGUCAGACAGAUACAGACAUGGCAAGAUUAGACCGCAACAUGUCAUCUUCAGCUGUAAAGAUCCAUCUGGAAGUGACAGUGGAGCUUCAGCUUGACAGCUCAGAGACCCUGAACGUCACCUUGUAUGGCUACAGUAAUUACAGUUCCUUGCAUCUUUACUUUCCUGAGGAGGAGGAGGAAGAGAAGAACAAGGGUGAUGAAGGACACAAGGAGGUUUUUUACUGCUGCCUUCCUGUCCUGACAAGCUCCAAGUCAGCCAGGCAGAGCAGCUGCCUCCUUUGGUUCUCCAAUCAAACUUUAUUGACUGCUACAACAAAAGAAAAGUUGCGAUGGAAAUGGGCACAUAAAGAUGAGUGGCGGUGUCUAUUCAGGGUGCUCUGGUUGGCUCUCCUGGCUGUGGUGCUCCUGGCUGUAGCUAUGACUGUGUUUGGACAGAUCUACUUGGGGAGAUAUGUAUACAAAAAGCCAAGUGUGCAACCUGUUGGCUACAGCAUCAACAAUCAACAGUUAAAUGUGUAUGUCUCUAAACUAGAUGGAGAGAAAUGCACACAAGAAACUCCUAAAGGUACAAACCUUCACACCUAUGCAUCCCGGCCUUGGACAGGACUACCACCCAUUGAAGAAGCUGACACUCAAGAAGAGAUUCUGCUGGAUGGAAAUGCUGGCAACUGCUAUACUGGAAAUCUGCACCAACGUGGCCAUCCAUCUAUCUCCGCCCUCACAGAGGAACAAGCCUGGUGAAAGAGGAGUAUGGAAACAGACUGAAA
Messenger RNA from Monopterus albus (swamp eel), 1363 nucleotides. RefSeq lists its product as uncharacterized. The transcript is spliced from 10 exons. The record is from RefSeq and is a predicted model, not a curated record. Bases 291 to 1337 code for a protein of 348 amino acids. NCBI's taxonomy places the organism in Eukaryota, Metazoa, Chordata, Actinopteri, Synbranchiformes, Synbranchidae.